AUGGCGGAGGGUGAGAGGCGGGACAUGGUCGUAUGGGGUUAUGGGGCAUGGCCUGCUGAAAGGUUUGGUUACUUGGUCAAGGCGAUGGGUGCCCUUUUGACGUGGGUUUCAGCUGGACUGUUCUCCUUCAUUUUGGUGUCAUACACCUGGAUUGGGCGGAGGUGUGCACAUGUCCACCUGUUUCCAUGUGCGAGUGGAUUCCCGACGAUGCUGUACGGACGGGAUUUACAACGACAAUGCCCAUUGCGUCCUGGCUCAACCUGGACCCCAGGAAGCCAGGAACGAGUGGCUUCAUGGUGCCGAUACAUGAUUGCUCUUGCACGAGAUGCAGGCACGAGCAUGGGACCUUGA
Ostreobium quekettii is the source of this 351-nucleotide messenger RNA. NCBI's taxonomy places the organism in Eukaryota, Viridiplantae, Chlorophyta, Ulvophyceae, Bryopsidales, Ostreobiaceae. The record is from the annotation of a GenBank genome assembly.